Messenger RNA from Baudoinia panamericana UAMH 10762, 1470 nucleotides. RefSeq lists its product as uncharacterized. NCBI's taxonomy places the organism in Eukaryota, Fungi, Ascomycota, Dothideomycetes, Mycosphaerellales, Teratosphaeriaceae. Gene Ontology annotation, cellular component: cytoplasm; actin cortical patch; plasma membrane. The transcript has a single exon. Gene Ontology annotation, biological process: endocytosis; endosomal transport; actin cortical patch assembly. Gene Ontology annotation, molecular function: calcium ion binding; protein binding. Bases 205 to 1425 code for a protein of 406 amino acids. The record is from RefSeq and is a predicted model, not a curated record.
CAUUGUAGCAUAUGUGUCGUUUUCACUGUCGUCCGCAAUGGGUUACUGCGUGCAACGUAGGACAAGCAAGAGACCUGCCUCGACCUCGGCUCACCCAAGCUUCAGAUUGAGGGCCUGAGGCCAUUACGAAGUCGAAGGCAUCGGCUUUGCAUAUGCGCAUCUAUAAACUGCAUGUCACCCGGCGCGAUAUAGUAGACGCCAAGCAUGGCGCAGAAACGGAUAGAGCAGUGGGAAAUCGACCGGUAUUGGGAAAUCUUCUCGUCUCUUGCCAAUGGCGGAGCACAUCUGGACGGCAGCCAAGCGGCCACUGUUCUCAAGAACAGCGGCCUACGCGAUGAUCAGCUGGAGAAGAUCUGGGAUCUCGCAGACAUGGACGGCGACGGCCAGCUAGACUUUGAGGAGUUCUGCGUGGCGCUACGGCUGAGUUACGACCUGAUGAACGGAGAGUAUCUGGAUGUACCACAGUCGCUGCCGGAUUGGUUAGUGCCGGAGAGCAAAAGCCACUUGGUACAGGCUUCGCGGGCGGUGAGAGGUGGUGGCGAAAGGUUCGAGCAGGUGCAGGAUGACUAUGAUGACGAGGGAAGUGGCCUCAAGGACGGCUUCGAUUGGUAUAUGAGUCCGAGCGACCGAUCAAAGUACGAGGAAAUCUAUACUGCCAAUCGGAACUCUCGGGAUGGUAUGAUCACUUUUGGGGCUCUACAGGAUCUCUACGACAGUCUAGAUGUACCAGACACCGAUGUGCGUUCAGCAUGGAACCUGGUUAACCCCAAGAGUGGAGAAGGCAUUAACAAGGACGCCUGCUUGGCGUUUUUGCAUAUUCUCAACAAUCGUCACGAAGGCUACCGAAUACCGCGAUCGGUACCGCCCAGCUUACGAGCAACGUUCGAGCAAGGCAAGAUCGAGUACAGCGUCGACCGCGUCCAGUCGGCUGCGGAUCGAUGGGGCACAAAGCGCGACGACAACACUGUUUCAGGGCGGAAGGCGAAGUUUGGUGAUACCUAUCUCAGCAGGUUAGGCGUUGGUGAGCGACAGCCGAAAGGCACAGACUUCUCUUCGGCGCCUAGAGAUGGCGAGUGGGAGGAGGUGCGGCUCAAGAAGCAACUGCGGGAGCUUGAGGAGAAGAUGGCAAAGGUAGAGACGGCCGCAAAGCGGCGGAGAGAGCGAGGUGGUCGAAAAGAAGAUUCGAGGCCGGCAUUGGUCAAGCGCGAGUUAGAGCAGCUUCUUGACUACAAGCGUCGAGAACUGCGUGACCUUGAGAACGGUGACAGCAAAGCGCAGGGAGGCCAGUCACUCAAGCACUUCCAGGACGAUAUUGCCACUGUGAAGGAGCAGAUUGAUGGCUUACAAGAGCAUCUCAGGAAGCGAGAAGCAGUGCUGCAAGAUCUGCGAAGCCAGAUUGAGGCCGAAAAGGCUGGUGGGCGGUAAUAUUCUCGUGCAUAGAUACCCCGUCGUUGCAGACUCUGUACAAUA